UGUGGCUGACGAGACGCUGUUGAAGAAGAAAGCCGCUGGUUGUGUUGGCAAAAAUAGGUUAAAAUCGGAUAGAGGUAUGCAGAAGAAAUAAGGGAAAAUGUCCGUAUAUGGAGCCGUUUUCCAUUUGACGCAGGAUACAGCAAACUGACUUGACCCCAUCGGACAUAGCUACAGCAAAAUCAGUUUCCUGUGUGUGGACUCUCUGAGUGGCUGUUCUCUCACUCCAAGAACAGCUGUCACCCAGUCCCUUCUGAGAGUGAGUGAGCGUGAAGAGAGCUCAACAAUUUCACAUGAAUCAAGCGCUCACUUACUCCAGUUGAAGCCGGAACAGAGAGACACGUCAGCACAAACUCACAGAUCUGCUGUCAAAAUCUCUCACACACACACUAGGCAAAGCUACAUCCUCACAUUUCAGACACUGCACCUCUUCAUUCCCACCAUCAAUACGUUCACUCCUCUGCUUCAGUGAACAUGUACGGCAGCUCCCGUUCCGUGGGCAGAGCGGAUGCCAACCUCAGCGGAGGGAGAGAUGGGGGGAGCAGCCAGGGUUCGGGUCGCUCCCCUCAUCUCCCCCGUUCCCCACGGAUGGGCCACCGUCGCACCAACAGCACGGGGGGCAGUGGAGGGGGUCCAGGUGGAGCGGGAGGUAAGACCCUCUCCAUGGAGAACAUCCAGUCCCUCAAUGCCGCCUAUGCCACCUCAGGACCCAUGUACCUGAGCGACAACGAGGUUGCCAUGUCCGACCACGUUAACAAGAGUGGUCGAGAGAUGACCACAAUGGGUCGACAGAGGGUGACCUACGGGUCAAGAGCAAGCGCAGGAGGGGGUGGAGGGGUGGCAGCUAGCACUCCCAACAUCGCCACAUCUGCCCAGGCCAACGCUGUGCUCCCUGGGGGAAUGAUGGCAGGUGACGCCCUGGCUUUUGGGGAUCACCACAUGGCCUCCACGGUCCCUCACUCCCUGAGACAGGCCCGGGACAACACCAUACUGGACCUGCAGGCCCAACUCAAAGAGGUUCUGCGUGAAAACGAGUUGCUGCGUCGUGAGGUGGAGGUUAAGGAGAGCAAGCUGAGUUCCUCCAUGAACUCCAUCAAGACUUUCUGGAGCCCUGAGCUGAAGAAGGAGAGAGCCCUAAGGAAGGACGAGGUGUCCAAGAUCACUGUCUGGAAGGAACAGUACCGCGUGGUGCAGGAUGAGACCCAGCACCUCCAUAUGACGGUCCAGGCCUUGCAGGAUGAACUGAGGAUACAGAGAGACCUGAACCAGCUGCUUCAGCAGGACCCUGCCAGCCAAGGUCGUGACCUGGCCCUGACCUCUGAACCCACGGAGGAGAACUACCGUCGGCUGCACGGGGACCACGAGCGUCAGGCCAAGGAGCUGUUCCUGCUCAGAAAGACCCUGGAGGAGAUGGAGCUGAGGAUAGACACCCAGAAACAGACCCUGGGCGCCAGGGAUGAGUCCAUCAAGAAACUACUGGAGAUGCUGCAAAGCAAAGGGCCGUCGGCUAAGUCGUCAGAGGAAGACCAGGAGAGAACCAGGAGACUGGCUGAUGCUGAGAUGCACAGACACCAUCUAGAGUCCCUACUGGACCAGAGAGACAGGGAGACGACUGCUCUACGAGAGGAGCUGCACCGUCGAUACGAGGGAACCCCAGAGUCCACAAAAACCAAGGCUCUACAGACUGUCAUCGACAUGAAGGAUGCUAAGAUCAACUCUCUGGAGCGAGGUCUGAGGGACAUGGAGGAGGAGGUGAUUAUGUUGAAGUCCAAUGGCCUGCUGAGCUGUGAGGAGAGACAAGAGGAGAUGAAACAGAUGGAAGUCUACCGCAGCCACACCAAGUUUAUGAAGAACAAGAUGGACCAGGUGAAGCAGGACUUGUCCAGGAAGGACACAGAGUUGCUGGGUUUGCAGACCAAGCUGGAGACUUUGACCAACCAGUUCUCUGAUAGCAAGCAGCACAUCGAGGUCCUCAAGGAGUCGCUGACCGCUAAAGAACAACGAGCUGCCAUCCUACAGACAGAGGUGGAUGCUUUGCGUCUGCGUCUGGAGGAGAAGGAGACCACACUGAACAAGAAGAGUAAACAGAUCCAGGAGAUGUCUGAGGAGAAGGGCACGCUCAACGGAGAGAUCCACGACCUCAAGGACAUGCUGGAGGUCAAGGAGCGCAAGGUCAAUGUCCUGCAGAAGAAGAUUGAGAACCUGCAGGAGCAGCUGAGAGACAAGGAGAAGCAGAUGAGCAGCCUGAAGGAGAGAGUCAAGUCUCUACAGACAGACACCUCUAACACAGACACUGCUCUCACCACACUGGAGGAGUCCCUUGCUGAGAAGGAGCGUAUCAUAGAGCGUCUGAAGGAGCAGAGAGACAGAGACGACAGGGAGAAGACUGAGGAGAUCGACAGCAACAAGAAAGAACUGAAGGAUCUGAAGGAGAAAGUCAGUCUGCUGCAGGGAGAUCUGUCUGACAGAGAGACUAACCUGUUGGACCUGAAGGAGCAUGCGUCGUCUCUGGCUUCCUCAGGGCUGAAAAAAGACUCCAAGCUGAAGACUAUGGAGAUCUCUCUGGAGCAGAGGAAGGAGGCGUGUCUCAAACUGGAGAACCAGCUCAAGAGGGCCCAGAAUGCGACGUUGGAGGCCAAAGCGAACACAGAGCUGUCGGAGCGCAUCACCUCCCUGGAGAGGGAAGUUACCCGACACCGAGAGGAUUCUGGGAAGGCUCAGGCGGAGGUGGACCGACUGCUGGAGAUCCUGAGAGAGAUGGAGAAUGAGAAGAAUGACAAGGACCGCAAGAUCAAUGAGCUGGAAAGACAGACCAAGGACCAGAGUAAGAAGGUGGCAUCACUGAAACAAAAGGAGCAUGUGGAAAAGAGUAGGAACGCCCAACUUGUGGACGAAGCCAAAAAGAGAGAGGACAAUAUCUCAGAGAGCUCUCAACAGGUCAAGGACUCUCUACGGUUGAAGACGGAACGUAUCGAGGAGUUAGAGGAGGCUCUGCGAGAGAGUGUUCAGAUCACAGCGGAAAGAGAGAUGGUGCUGGCACAGGAGGAGGCUGCCAGGAACCACCAGGAAAAACAGAUUGAGGAGCUGCUGGGCGCCAUGGAGAAGGUGAAACAGGAGCUGGAGUCCAUGAGGGCCAAGCUGUCAUCUACCCAGCAGUCCCUGUGUGAGAAGGAGGCCCAUCUGACCACGCUAAGGGCUGAACGCAGGAAACACCUGGAGGAGGUGCUGGAGAUGAAACAGGAGGCGCUGCUGGCAGCCAUCAGUGAGAAGGAUGCCAACAUCGCCCUGCUGGAGCUGUCAUCGUCCAAGAAGAAGAAGACGCAGGAUGAGGUGGCUCUGCUGAAGAGAGAGAAGGACCGUCUGGUACAACAGCUCAAACAGCAGACUCAGAACCGUAUGAAGCUAAUGGCAGACAACUAUGGGGACGACCACCUGAAGACCGCCCCCGACCAGACCAAUCACAAACCUUCUCCAGAUCAGAUGAUCCCCCCUCUCCUGUCCCUGAGUGAAAAUCGCAGUAAGCUGAAGCUCUACAUCGACCACCUGACUGACCUCUGCCACGACCGAGACCCCAGCAUCCUCAGUGACCUGACCCCGCCCGCCCACUAUCACCACGCCAACCCAGCAGCCUGGGAGGAGGAGCUACACAAGUUGACUCUGGAGCAGAAAUACUAAUCUGGAAGCGAAAGAAAAGCACACCUGUUUCGGCGAGAUGCUGGCUAGCGGAGAAGAACACUUGAAAAAGAAAAGGGAGAGCCGCACACACUAGGAGCUCAGAUGCAAUAAUUUUAUAACCUAAUAACCAACAAUUCGACAGACAAGCUGUCUUCAUCAGGGUAUGAUGAAGUUGGCUCUUUUACGUUGGUGCAGUGAGUUGGUCCAGACCGCUUGAUGAAGACCGCUUGUCUGUCGUAACGUUGGUUAUUAGGUUAUAAAAUGAUUGCAUCUGAGCUCCUAGAGUGUGCGGCUCUCCUUUUAUUUUUCAUACGGAAAUACCAAAACAUGCCGAAAAGCUGCUGUGUUGUUCAAUGUACAUGUAACCUAGUCAAAUCUACGAACAUAUGGUUCAUAAUGCUCCCAUGUAGGGAAAUGGAGCCUUUGAGAAGAGCCCUGUAGCUUUAGGCUGUUCGGUGCGGAAGAGUGGGAAAUUGUGCCUUCAGAAAGUAUUCAUACCCCUUGACUUAAUCCACAUUUUGUUGUUACAGCCUGAAUUAAAAAUGGAUUAAAUAUAUUAUUUUCUCACCCAUCACUCACCACUCACCCAAACAUGUUUGAUAGCAAAUUUUGGGGAGAAAUGAAAUAUAGAAAUAUCUCAUUUACAUAACUAUUCACACCCCUGAGUCAACAAUACUUUGUAGAAGCACCUUUGGCAGCGAUUACAGCUUUGAGUUGACUUGGGUAUGUCUGUAUCAGCUUGGCACAUAUAGAUUUGGGGAUUUUUCUUGCAGAUUUUCUCAAGCUCUGUUAAGUUAUACAGUGCCUUCGGAAAGUAUUCAGACCCUUUGACUUUUUUCACAUUUUGUUACGUUACAGCCUUAUUCUUAAAUUGAUUAAAUAAAUAAAAAUUCUCAGCAAUCUACACACAAUACCCCAUAAUGACAAGGCGAAAACAGGUUUUUAGACAUUUCUGCAAAUGUAUUAACAAAAAAACAGACGCCUUAUUUACAAAUGUAUUCAGACCCUUUGCUAUGAGACUCAAAAUUGAGCUCAGGGACAUCCUGUUUCCAUCGAUCAUCCUUGAGAUGUUUCUACAACUUGUUUGGAAUCCACCUGUGGUAAAUUCUAUUGAUUGGACAUGAUUUGGAAAGGCACACGCCUGUCUAUAUAAGGUCUCACAAUUGACAGUUCAUGUCAGAGCAAAAACCAAGCCAUGAGGUCAAAGAAAUUGUCCGUAGAGCUCCAAGACAGGAUUGUGUCAAGGCACAGAUCUAGGGAAGGGGUACCAAAACAUUUAUGCAGCAUUGAAGGUCCCCAGGAACACUGUGGCCUCCAUCAUUCUUAAAUGGAAGAAGUUUAGAACCACCAAGACUUCCUAGAGCUGGCCGUCCGGCCAAACUGAGCAAUCGGCGUAGAUGAGCCUUGGUCAGGGAGGUGACCAAGAACCCGAUGGUCACUCUGACAGAGCUCCAGAGUUCUUCUGUGGAGAUGGGAGAACAUUCCUGAAGGACAACCAACUCUGCAGCACUUCACCAAUCAGGCCUUUAUGGUAGAAUGGCCAGAUAAAAGCCACUCCUCAGUAAAAGGCACCUGAUGGCCCGCUUGGAGUUUGUCAAAAGGCACCUAAAGACCCUCAGACCAUGAGAAACAAGAUUCUCUGACCUGAAUUCCAAGCAUCACGUCUGGAGGAAGCCUGGCACCAUCCCUACGGUGAAGCGUGGUGGUAGCAUCAUGCUGUGGGGAUGUUUUUCAGAGGCAGGGACUGGGAGACUAGUCAAUUUGAUCAAUUUUAAAAUAAAAUUGUAAUGAACAAUGUGGAAAAAGUCAAGGGGUGUGAACACUUUCCGAAUGCACUGAAUGGGGAGUGGUCAGCAAUCCUAAAGUCCUUCCACAGACUUUCAAUGGGAUUCACAAGGCUGGGCUUUGGCUGGGCCACUCAAGGACUUUCACAUUCUUGUUUUGAAGCCAUUCCAGCCUUGCUUUGGCUGUAUGCUUGGGGUGAUUUGUCUGGUUGGAACGUAAAUCUUUGCCUCAGUCUGUCAUUUGCACUCAGAAGCAGGUUCUCAUCAUGGAUUGGCCUGUAUUUGGCUCCAUUAAUUGUUCCCCUACCAGUCUCCCAGGCCCUGCCGCUGAAAAGUAUCCCCACAGCAUGAUGCUGCUACCACCAUGCUUCACGGUAGGGAUGGUGUUAAAUGGGUGAUGAGCUGUGCCUGGUUUUCUUCAGACAGCGCUUUGCAUUCAGGCCAACGAGUUACAAUUUUCUCCCAUCAGACCACAGAAUACUUUGCCUUAUGAUCUGUCUUUCACGUGCCUUUUUGCAAACUCCAGGCGUGCUGUCAUGUGCCCUUUUCUUAGGAGUGGCUUCCGUCUGGCCACUGUCCCAUAAAGCCCAGAAUGGUGAAGUGCUGUAGACUGUUGUCCUUCUGGCAGGUUCUCCCAUCUCAGCCAAGGAACUCUGUAGUUCUGUCAGUGGUCAUUGGUCACAUCCCUAACCAAGGUCCUUCUUGCCCGGUUGCUCAGUUUGGUGGAAACAUUCAACACUCUAGAAAUAGAUUUAUACCCGUACCAAUAUAUAUGCCUCAUCACAAUUUUAUCUUGGAGAUCUAAGGACAGUUUCUUGGACGUCAUGGUAUAGUUUCUGCUUUGACAUGCACUGUCAACUGUGGAAUCUUAAAUAGACAGGUGUCUUUUUCUAAAUCAUGUCCAAAUAAUUGAUUUGGCCAUAGGUGGACUCCAAUCAAAUCGAAGUGACAUCUCAAGGAUUAUCAAAGGAAAUUGAAUGGACCUGAGCAAAAUGUUUGACUGUCAUAGCAAAAAGGGUGUGAAUACUGAUGGAAUAUUUCUGUAUUUUAUAUAUAUAUUUUUACUGUCACUAUGGGUGGGUGUGGGUUAUUGUGUGUAGAUGGGUGAGAGAAAAAAACAUUUAUUCCAUUUUGAAUUCAGACUAACACAAAAGUGGAAUAAGUCGAUGGGUAUGAAUACUUUCUGAAGGCACUAGCUAUGUGUGUGAAACAGUUCAUCACAUGUAAGACAUUUUACUCGCGGUAGUAUAUUCUGUUCAUAACUCCACUCACUAGUAACAUUAUAGUCUGUUGGUCUUGACUAGCUUAAUGUUCUGCUUGGUAUCUAGCUAGCACUCACAUGGCUGAUGUUAGUGCCAGCAUGAGGGAAGCCCUACAGUAUGACGUUUUUCUAAGUAGUAAUAACGCUUGAGAGCAGGCAAUGUUGUAAAGGAAUCUUCAUGUACUUUUCUUAAAUGUAUGCUGAACAAAAAUAUAAACGCAACAUGCAACAAAUUCAAAGAUUUUACUGAGUUACGGUUCAUAUAAGGAAAUCAGUCAAUUUAAAUGAAAUCAUGAGGCCCUAGUCUAUGAAUUUCACGUGACUGGGAACACAGAUAUUCAUCUGUUGGUCAAAGGUACGUUAAGAAAGGUAGGGGCGUGGAUCAGAAAUCCUGUCAGUAUCUGGUGUGACCACCAUUUGCCUUAUGCAGUGUGACACAUCUCCUUGGCAUAGAGUUGAUCAGGCUGUUGAUUGUGGAAUGUUGUCCCACUCCUCUUCAAUGGCUGUGCCAAGUUGCUGGAUAUUGGCGGGAACUGGAACAUGCUGUCGUAUACGUCGAUCCAGAGCAUCCCAAGUAGCCUCAAUGGGUGACAUGUCUGGUGAGUAUGAAAGGCCAUGGAAGGACUGGGACAUUUUCAGCUUCCAGGAAUUGUGUACAGAUCCUUGCGACAUAUGGUGGCGGAUGAAUGGCAAGACAAUGGGCCCCAGGACCUUGUGAUGGUAUUUCUGUGCAUUUAAAAUUGCCAUAGAUAAAAUGCAAUAGUGUUCAUUGCCCAUACCAUAAGCUCACCGCCACAUGGUGCAUUCUGGUCAUGAAGUUGACAUCAGAAAACCGCUCUCCCACACGUUAAUAUAUAUGUGGUCUGCAGUUGUGAGGCCGGUUGGAUGAACUGCCAAAUUCUCUAAAACAACAUUGGUGGCGGAUUAUGGUAGAGAAAUUAACAUUCAAUUAUCUGGCAACGGCUCUGGUGUACAUUCCUGCAGUCAGCAUGCCAAUUGUACGCUCCCUCAAAACUUGAGACAUCUGUGGCAUUGUGUGGUGACACAACUGCAUGUUUUAGUGGAUUUUAUUUUCCCCCAACACAAGGUGCACCUGUGUAAUGAUCAUGCCGUUUAAUCAGCUUCUUGAAAUGCCACCCGUCAGGUUGAUGGAUUAUCUUGACAAAGUAGAAAUGCUCAAUAACAGGGAUAUAGACAAAUGUGUGUACAAAAUAUGAGAGAAAUAAGCUUUUUGUGCGUAUGGAAAAUGUCUAUCUUUUAUUUCAGCUCUUGAAACAUGGGACCAACACUUUACAUGGUGCAUUUAUAUUUUUGUUCAGUCGUUUUUGUAAUUGACUUACUUGGCUGUCACAAUAGCAAAUGAUUAUCUUAGAUAUGUUGCAUAACUACUUCCAGUCUUUACCUGCCCUUGAACGGUCUAGGUAUUUAGAAAAGUUGCUUCUUGUUGGCUUGUCUAUAUGUCCUUUCUACUUGCCAGAGAUCAGCUGGGGAGACAACCCUACCAAAUGGCCCCAAGUAGCCCACAGCGAAUCCCACCUACUUGGUGGAAUCUCCAGUUUUGCAUAAAUAUCCAAUUGCAGAAGGAUAUUCUAGCUUUAAUUUGGAUGGAUACAGUGCACUAGUCCUUACUACAAGCUAACUAGCAAGCUUUAUGCAAUAUACAUAGCUAGUUAGAUAUAAACAAAAAUGUAUUGAGUAACCAGACCCCACAGCUUUCCAUUUUCAUUGCAACGUAAUAGCCUGAAACCGUGAGGUUUGUCUAACCUGGUCCUUCUCCUUGGGCAGUUGAUGAAACUUAAUUUGGUGGUCGUUUUUCUCUGACUAACAAAAUGAUACGCAAUAGCUUUUCGGCAUCUUAAAAGCAGGGCUUGCUAGUUAGUCUGUUGGAAUCGUCCCUUUGGCUGAGAAUCGUGAUGUACAUUCCAUGCCACAGUCUGUCUGUUCAUGCUAACAUUUUUACAUUUAGAAUGAAAAUGUUUUUAGGUAUAAUGUAGUUAGUUGAUUUAAGGCGACAAGUGCAGUACCAGUCAAGUUUGGACACCUGCUCAUUCAAGGCUUUUUCAAGAGUGUGUGAAGCUGUCAUCAAGACAAAGGGUGGCUCAAAUAUAACAUAUUUUGAUUUUGUUUAACACUUUUUUUGGUUACUACAUGAGUAAUAUGUGUUAUUUCAUAGUUUUGAUGUCGUCACUAUUAUUCUACAAUGUAGAAAAUGGUACAAAUAAAGAGAAACCCUUGAAUGAGUAGGUGUGUCCAAACGUUUGGCUGGUACUGUAUGUUACAAAUAACCCAACAAGCAUAUCCACAGGCGGGCGAGGGUGCAACGUUGUUUUUAAUAACGACUUGGACUAUCCCUUCCUCUCUUGUUCCCUCUCUUUCUUUCCCUCUUUAUCUUUCUGCACUCUGUGUUAUCUAAUGUUUUGAUUUGCCUCAAGAAAAAAUGGGGGUGGGGUUGGAGAAGUAUGCUAACGCAUCAUCUCUCUU
Molecule: messenger RNA, 9198 nt
Organism: Oncorhynchus nerka (sockeye salmon)
Lineage: Eukaryota; Metazoa; Chordata; Actinopteri; Salmoniformes; Salmonidae
Product: ELKS/Rab6-interacting/CAST family member 1-like
Exons: 20
Coding region: 472-3672 (1066 amino acids)
Biological process (GO): regulation of synaptic plasticity; maintenance of presynaptic active zone structure; neuromuscular synaptic transmission
Cellular component (GO): cytoskeleton of presynaptic active zone
Molecular function (GO): structural constituent of presynaptic active zone
Source: RefSeq, a predicted model, not a curated record